Molecule: messenger RNA, 3328 nt
Organism: Felis catus (domestic cat)
Lineage: Eukaryota; Metazoa; Chordata; Mammalia; Carnivora; Felidae
Gene: TSHB
Product: thyroid stimulating hormone subunit beta
Exons: 3
Coding region: 2769-3245 (158 amino acids)
Biological process (GO): G protein-coupled receptor signaling pathway
Cellular component (GO): extracellular region; cytoplasm
Molecular function (GO): hormone activity
Source: RefSeq, a predicted model, not a curated record
UUAACCGGCUGAACCACACAGGGGCCCAUGUAUUUUCCUGCUUCUUUGCAUUACUACUUAUUUUUUUUUUAUUAAAUUCCACAUAUUGUGGAUUAUACCUUCUUGGGUACCAAAUAUCAUUGCAUUCCUAUAAAUAUUCUUUGGCUUUGUUCAUUGACUCAAUUAUGUUACUUGCAAACAGUUGAUCCUUUUAGGUCUUGCUUUUUAAGCUUUUUUUUUUUUUUUUUUUUUUUUUUUUUUUUUGCAGAAUCAAAACAGCAUUAGUUUAGGGCUAAUUUUUCCCACAAUUGAGGCAAAACCAUUCUAAGUAUACUACUUGAUUUCCCAUGAAUUAGGCGAUUUUCCACUGUUGCUGGUGGGUACAAACACUAUGCCUAUCCCUGUGUGAGUUCCAGGACUGUUCUCUUUAAUCCUUUCAGAUAUUUCUUUUCCUAGCCUCAUCUAAUUUCUUCACAUGCAUGAGUUUAUUGUUUUCAGCUGAAUACUCAAAGAGAUCUGUAGAUCUCAAGAAUUCUCUCUCUGUGCAUUUCUCUCCUCUCCAGUAUUCGUCUCCAGAUUCCAUGGACUCCCAAGUCCAUAUUCUCAAUUUGGGGACACUGGCCUCAGCCUUGGUACCUCUCACUGUACCAUCUGCCAGAAACUUUCCCCAGGCACUAAGCUCGUUCUCUUGUUUGUUUCCCAUCUCUCUAGGAUCACUUUUUUCCUAUUGCCUAAGGUCCACUGUAUGGAAAGCAUUAUUUCAUAUAUUUUGUCCUGUUUACAGUAAUUUUAGAUGGGAGGGUAAAUCUGGGCAGAAGUGAAAGUUCAGUCUGCCUGGAUUCAGAUCAUAUACAUGAUAUUCCCUCUGAAAAGAAAAUCAUUACCCAAAUAUAUGAUAUUUUUAAUAGUUUUUAAGUAAUAGGCCAAGUGUAUCUAUUAUACAAAUAUAUUUCCCAGGAAUAUGUAUACAAGUGUGCUAGAAACUGAGUUCCUGAAUCAGUAAUUUAUACAACAGAGGUAUUACUUCCACUAGAAACAAACAUCAAAUCUUCUCACAGUUACCAUACUCUUGUCUUAACAUCUUGCUUGGAAUCACAUGAAACAGGUUAAGUUUGGUAUCUUCAUUUCAACUUUUCCUGUUUUCAGGGUUUUUCUCUUACUACACGGUAACUUAUAUUUCUGAUAUUUAGAGGCCUCUGGCCUAGCUAUUCCUGGUAUACAUACCAGAUUCUGCCUUGACCUCUCCAUCCUACCUCCAGAGCGACUCACCUAUAACAGGACUCAUUUUUUGCAUUAACUUUUAUUAACAAGAAAGACUAGGAUAAAUGAAGAUCAAUGGGAUUGUCAAUAAUCAAGAAUAGUAUCUAUAAUUUAUUGAAUAUCUACCAUGUGCCAGAUGUUCUAUUAUUUUCUCAAAUUCUUUUAAAACCACUAACCAUGAUGAAGGCCUUGGGGAAUCAGGGCUUACAGAAGGGCUGCUUACUCAGUUAAGUAUUGAAGGAUGAGUAGGAAUUAGGUGGGAUGAGGCACGCAGUGGGGGAUCAGGCAGAUGUUCCAGAGAUAGAGAAUGGUAUAUGAAAGGACUUGGAGGCAAGAAAGAAUGUGACUAAUUUGAGAAUUCCAUUUAGAUUGGCUGAAGGACAUAGAAAGUGCAGACAGGGUGGGGAAGUCAGGGUGAGGGGUGACAGAUAAAACCAGAGAGGUAAAAUAGAUUGCCAGGGAUUUGUAAAUGAUACUAAGGAGUUUGGACUUUUUUUUCCUGAGGGUAGUAGAAAAUUCUCGUUGAACUUUUGGCAUAUUACCUUGUUACACAGAGGCAAAUGGGUUAAAAGAAGUAGAAUUGAAUUACAGCUGUGUAGAUGGAGAAAAGUGUAUGUCGGUUUCAAAAAUUCAAUAAUUAUUUUUUCAUGCCCUUCCUCAGCCAUUUAUACAUUAAACACAUAACGACUGCCUGCUAUAUACCAGGCAUUCUGACUAAAUAGUUAUUAAACAAGUGAGUAUUGAAUUAUCGUAAGUUAGCUAUCAUUUAUCGAGCACUUAUUAUAUGGCAGAUACUGUGUUAAGUGCUUUACAUAAACACUGAUACUACCUUUAAGUACGUAAUGAAACAACUAAAGCUCAAGCAUGCUAAUGUCAUAGUAAAUGGCAGAGUCAGGAUUUGAUCUCAGAUCAGUUUGACAUCUUGUCAGAUUUGGUCAUUUACUUAAAUGACUAUUCUUUCACACAUGUAAAUUUUGUUUAUUAUUUUUUCAAAUCCAAAGAUAGAACAAUAAAAUAUUUUGAACUAAAAUAUUUUAACUAAUUAAAUAUUUUUUUUCUUUUAAUCCACAACACAUAUGCGAAUUGCUCUGGAUUUCCAUAAAAAAGGUGCCUUUGUUUUGUAGAUGAGCAAAAUUUUCUAUUAUCUGUAAAGGAGCAUUCAGGCAAAAUUUGGGACACUCAAGCCCCAAAUAAAUUUAUUCCCAAGAUUUACUUAGAUGAUGUUGAGGGUUUUUUUUUUUGUUAUGUUUUUUCUCCUUCUGUGUGUAUCCUUUGUUAAUAUUAAUAAAUAUUAAUAAAGGAUGUAUUUAAAAGGGUAAUUUUAUUUUGAAAUUGGAGAGAGGAAAAUUCAUGCUGCAAUAAUGUCAGAGUUUCCAAGGGAAUAUGUUGUGAAAUUGUUUGUCUAAACACAUUUUAUUUGGGGUUCAGUAUGAAUUUUCAAUAGAUGUUUUUUCAGAUAAGAAAGCAGUAAUUCAAACGCAAUUAUAUAAACAAGAAGAUCAGAGAGGAAUUAUCCUGAAGGGUAUAAAAUGAACCAAGAGCUUUUAGUCUGGGUCAUUAUACCAUCAGCUCACCAAUGCAAAGUAAGCAUGACUGCAAUCUACGUGAUGUCCGUGCUUUUUGGCCUGGCAUGUGGACAAGCGAUGUCUUUUUGUUUUCCAACUGAGUAUAUGAUGCAUGUCGAAAGGAAAGAGUGUGCUUAUUGCCUAACCAUCAACACCACCAUCUGUGCUGGAUAUUGUAUGACACGGGAUAUCAAUGGCAAACUGUUUCUUCCCAAAUAUGCUCUGUCCCAAGAUGUUUGCACCUACAGAGACUUCCUGUACAAGACUGUAGAAAUACCAGGAUGCCCACACCAUGUUACUCCCUAUUUCUCCUACCCGGUAGCUGUAAGCUGUAAAUGUGGCAAGUGUAAUACUGACUAUAGCGACUGCAUACAUGAGGCCAUCAAGACAAAUGAUUGUACCAAACCCCAGAAGUCCGAUGUGGUAGGAGUUUCUAUCUAACUUCAAUAGCAAGGUCACUUGCGGUUCAGUUCAAUGUGUUUACCUGGAAUACAAUUAAUAAAAUACCAAUAUGUUUCACAACA